CAUUCAAUCCGAUCAAUUCGGCUGCCGAGCACUCCGCGAGCACUGCUGUACGAGAAGGCUGUACGACUACGAGGCCGAACUUGAUAAUUGAUGGGACGAGAACAUGGACCUUGAAUCUCGUGAAGUUUGAUAUUAACAGAUUUUCAUCUUUGAUGUACACCCUAUGGGAAUAAGUGCAUGUUAUCAGGAUGUCAUCCAAAAUACUUCAUCUUUUAGAGAGCUGUGGGGGUGAUGCCCAAGUGGGUGUGAUCCUGAGGAAAGCGGUUGCUCAAGCCCAUGCAGCUUUGGCUUCCGAAGACACUGCAGAGGCAGCAGAAUUCAUUGCUUUUUGCUCGGAGAAUCUAAAGAACAAUCCCCUGCUCCUGCACACGGAGGAAGUGGAAGACAUUGUAACCAAUCUUUGCUUUCCGGUCAUAGCAAAGGAAGGAAGGGAAGCCCUCCAGAAAGUUUAUGAAUUUCUUGCCUUCACUCUGUCGUCAUCGUUCAGGAAACCUCACCCUAAACCUUGUGAGAUCGUGAUGAAAGCAUGUAAACAGAGCCUCCUCACAUAUAGAGAUGAAGUAAACAACAAGGACCAUGCAUGUAAUGAGUUUGAUGAUGGAGAAGAAGAAGAAAAGAAAUGUGAGCUUGGUAUAUCAUCUUCCAUUGCUAUUCUAAGCAUCUACACCAAGGCACUUGUCCAAUCUCCUGAAAAGCAUGAGCAGAGAACUGAUACCGAAGACCCAUGGUGGGGUGAACUCAUGGAGACAGUGUGGGACAUUCUGGAAGCAGGUGAAGCCCUCGUCUGUGUGCAGCUCGCGCAAAUCCUGGUCCCUAGUGAGAAGGAAUUACCCCUGGGUGGAAGAACUAGGAACGAGGUACUUCAAGUGAUUUGGGACCGACUUGUUGCAAUGCAUGAAAAGAGUGUCAAGUAUUCAGAAGCAGUGAAUGAGAACAUUUACCUCAUCCUCUGUGCUCUGUCAGAUGCAUUCUUCCCAAAUCCUUCUUCCGAGGAGGAAGCGAGGAGUUCAACUGACAAAGCGAAUGAUACAGGACUUGAUGAUGCUUCCCAAGGCGUGGAUCUCUUACAAUUGGAGUUGUUUUGGCAACUCAUUCAACAGGGGCUUAUCCACGCCAAUCCCCUGACACGGAAACGUUGUAGUUAUCUGAUGAAGAGGGCAGUAGAUGUGGCUGCAACUUCACGUCAAUGUCUAGGUCAAGGGUCACAUGAGGUAACCAAGCAACCGUUAUUCUCAUGGGAUCCAGCCCAGAAAGAGACACUGCUACGUCUCUGGUUUGAAUUCUUUCUCAUCUAUGAGACUCUUGACCAAGUACAGAUCCAUGUAGUAACCCCAGCAAUGCCUCGUCUUGCUCAGCUGACAAAAUCCACAUAUCUAUCGGAUGAGAACUUAGGUAUGCCUGUACUACAUUCCAGUUGGCUGUGUAUACUAUAUCAACGGUGUUUUGUCCAUGAGAGUAAGACUGUGACUAGACUUGGAGUAACUCAGUUUCUAAAUCUUGACCUAAACAAAAGUUCAUUUCUUCACCAGAAUGGGCUUAAGUUCGUCCUUGGCCCGUUAUUGACUUCCCUCCAUGAGGAAUAUCUUUAUAGCAAGCCCCAAGAGGACCCAUCUGGAACACACCCACCCAUUGGUCUAGCUUUGAACAAAUUCAUGGCGAACUGUACCUCUCAGCUCUCUGAUGAUAUCAAGAGAUCUUUCUUAUGUGAUAUACUAAAGCUGAUAUGUGAGCAAGCUUGGGGUUCCAUCAAUAUCGCGUUUGUAUCGGAGGCUUUAGCAAGUAUCCCAGCAUUCCCUGCAUGGCAACAUUCAUCCCUCCAAAUGAUAAGGGAUAAGCUGUCAUCUGGUAUCCUGUAUAGUUCCACUGGUUACCGAGCCAUCAUCCAGUGCUUCUUCCUUAGAGCUUGUCUACAUCUCCUAGACUGGACUACUAUCUCACUGCAUCAGUUCUCUAAUCUACUUAGUAUAUGCAAUACUGGUCAUGUUCUGAAGAGGGGUUCACCACUCUGGGAGGAGGUAUGUCUCACUCUUCAUGAAAACAUGCUUAAUAAUGACACCCAGUCACCAUGGCAACCAUGCAUUCAAGAGGUCAAAGGUUAUCUGCACGUUGAGCCAACCAAAGAGGCACUAGAGAGGGAUGAUUUGCCCAAUAGAGAGGAGGCAUUACGAGUUGCCAUGGCGAUGCUGGUUGUAGCGGACUCUGCUGCCUUGUAUCAGACUCAAGAUAGCAGUAUGUCCGACCUACUCCAACCCUUGCAUGAUGUACUAGGUAGAUCAGGGAGCCAUGUUUAUCAACCUAUCCAAAGGACCGAUAAAGCAUUACAGAUUCUACAUGUUCUUCUCCAAGAAUCAAAAACAUUAUCUCAAAAACAGUGCUACUCGGGAUUUUUCUCCUCAUUGACGAUCCUCUUGUGUGAGACCCUUGAUGAAAUCUUUCAGUAUCUCAUCCGUCAAUUACUGGCAAACAACCAUGUUCAGGUGCAUGAUGUUAAUAGCAUCAGCCUGUAUCGCUCAUUUCUUGAUGCUCUACUGGACCACGCAGUGAGAGAAAACAAUGGUCAGGUGAAGAAUUCCCAAAUCUUGACCAUCAAGAUCAUAGAAGGCAGGAAACAGCUUUUGAAAGGUUGUCAAGCCCUCAUGAACUCACAGCUCAAGGACGAGCACUUAGUAAAAGAAAUGCAUCGGAGUUACACAAUGACAUCAAUCUUGACGUGGAUCUUAUCAUCAGAUGUUUUGAUUCCUGUUGCAAUGCUGCCCUCUACAGCCAGUAUGGUGACAUCACUUCUAAGUAUAGAAGCAUCAACCUCGGCCAGAUUAAAAGAAGUUGCCAGUUUGGAUGAUAAGAGAGGGUUUGAUGGCGCCAACAGAGGUCGCUUGCAGUCAGAUGUUAUCAGGAGUAAAUGGGAGGCCAUCUUGGCUAUCAUCCAGCAGCAAGACAGACAUAGGGACAACAGAUUAAACCAAGAAGAUGACACUGUUUGUUGGGAUACUGUGUUAUCAGCUUGUCUAUCUGAUAUGAGUCUGGUUGUUACACUGCACAGCUUGCCAUUGUUAGGAUGUGCUGCCUUGCUCAUUGAUAAGCUAGGUGACGAGAACAUUCCAUUGUGUUUGGAGGGUAUGUCAGCAUCGUGGUGUGCUUUGAAAGAUGGAUGGAGAUCUAAUCUAAACUUCUGGGGUCUUUUUGAAGCCUUUAUUGCUGUGGUGUACCAGCCUGUGUUAUUACAACAUGGAGAAGGUACUGAGGUCUAUGAAGUUAUUAGAAAAUACACAGAAGAGAUCGUAUCUCAGGGAGAGAGUCGAUAUGGAAUGAUGAAUAGCUUGAUGUCUCAUCUAGACAAUGUCUUAUCUCAUCACUUCUUUCUCAAACACAAAGAAAAGCAUCGCUGUGAUGCUAUGACGGUCAUCAAAAAUCUAACAGGGAUUCUACGAGAGGCUGCCCUCUAUGGUCCAAGUCUUACCAGAUCAGACAGGCUUUUAGAAGAUGUAACAGCUUACUUCAUCAGACAUGAGGAACUUGAAGCAUUAAGACCUAUACUUCAAAGCAACAGUCAACAUCCGUCUGCCCGGGUCAUUGUGAUAAGUAUCUUGAUGAAAAUAGGAACCAGCAACUUUCAAGGGAGAGAAGAUUUCUUUGAAGAUUUUAUCAACUUACUACUAGACAAGGAUCAAGCGAUCACUCCAAAGAAACGUAGCUAUGUCAUCAAUUCAUUCGUCCAUCGUCUAAAGCUACGUAUAUGGCAAGCAGCUAUCAUCAUCCUCAAUUUUCUCUCUCAGGAUUCCAUGCCUCGUGUACUAACCAAGGUAUUGCAAUGUGUGAAGGCUGAGAAUCAGACAUCAGUACGUCAUGUGAUAGAGGUCUUCAUUGUCAGAAUGGUUCAUCUUAAUCCUCAUCUAUUGCAACAGUUCUGGGAGUAUACUUCACAGGCAGCAAACAGUAAAGAUAUCAGUUUCUCCCCUUUACUGAUGAUCAUUGCACAUCUUGGGAUUGUACAGCCAAAGAACCAACAGGAGUCCUUUUACUUGUAUGCAAUCCCAACGGUACUUCCAUGGACAUUUGUGUCUUCGAUGGCACUGCGGAUCCACGCACAGGUGGCGCUCUUCAAGAUGUGGAAGAAUUGUCAAGAGGCAGGGCUUACGGCUGUACUGGACAGGUUUCCAGGAGUAGCCGUUUGUAUGGACUUCACUCAGAACAAUAGUGCUCUUCAGUCAUUGAGAGAGAGAAUGAAAGGGAACUUCUUCAUCAGUUACUUCCAUCCUAUCGAUCAUUUUAGUGUUGAGACCAUGGUGUAUACCAUGCCUCGGUUGACCCUGGUCACCGAUGAUGAACUCAUUCAUCCAGAACUCUUCCUCAUGUCAGAUACGUCACCAUGGAAACGGGAUAACGAUGACCUCGUCGUACCCCUGUACAGCAGGACUGAUACACUCAGGACGUGUAAUCUCAAAGAAAAGCUGAAAAGUAGAUCAGUGAAAGAUGCGGAGAUCUGUGAGGGACAUUGGACAGAGGACGCAUCGGGAGACAUUCAGAAGAAGAUUACACCCUGGAAAGACUCACAUAUACCCGGCUUGGAAUCCUCUCAAGGUCAAGGUCAAAGGUCACCUAGGGGUCAUCUCGUAGUUGUUGCUUCACUCGUCGACAGGAUACCAAAUCUUGGAGGUCUGUGUCGUACCUGUGAAAUAUUUGGAGCAUCCUGUCUUGUGCUUGGUAACCUAGCUUUGAAAGAUCAUCAAGAUUUCCUGAGUCUCAGUGUAUCUGCAGAAAGAUGGCUGCCGAUCCGAGAGGUGAAGCCAGGAGAUUUAAAAGAUUACAUGAUUGAGCUGAGGGAACAUGGAUAUACCCUGGUAGGCGUAGAACAGACCGCUAACAGCCAAUCUCUAACCGACUUCAAGUUCCCACAAAGGACCAUGCUUCUUUUAGGGAAGGAGAGGGAAGGCAUCCCCGUCGAGUUGAUCCAGCUUCUUGAUGUAUGCGUAGAGAUUCCGCAACUGGGUUUCAUCAGAUCACUCAAUGUACACGUGAGCGGAGCAUUGAUGAUAUGGGAAUAUACCAGACAGAGACUACUUGAACAGUAGAGCCCUAGAGAUCAGAAGUCGAUGAAUGCCAUUAUAGGCUCCUCCUGCGACAAUUGCUCUUGCUGAAACUACACUUAACAACCCGAGCUUCAAACCUUUUUGUCUCGCCCACCAGAGGUGAAGGCGAGACUUAUUGAUCCAAUGUCGUCCGUCCGUCACAAACCUAAUGACAC
Messenger RNA from Lytechinus variegatus (green sea urchin), 5242 nucleotides. RefSeq names its product probable methyltransferase TARBP1 (gene tarbp1). Gene Ontology annotation, molecular function: RNA binding; tRNA (guanine) methyltransferase activity. Bases 189 to 5069 code for a protein of 1626 amino acids. The transcript has 27 exons. The record is from RefSeq and is a predicted model, not a curated record. Lineage: Eukaryota; Metazoa; Echinodermata; Echinoidea; Temnopleuroida; Toxopneustidae. Gene Ontology annotation, biological process: tRNA methylation.